AUGUCAGUAAAUCACCCACUCUUAUUACUUUUUUUUCUUCUGACCUCCAAAACAGGGUUCAGUGCUGAGAUCUCUGUGUUUGUGCAGACGGGAGCGUCUGUUCAACUGGAUAUACAGACACAACAACUACCAGAGUUUGAUCUUUUGUCCUGGAUGAAUGAUAAAUUAGAGAGUAUAGUUAGAUAUAACAGUGAUUCCAAAAUAGUAAAACUUCACAAUCCCUACAAGGACAGAGUGGAUUUCAAUGAUACAACCUUCUCUCUGACACUGAAGAACAUGCAGAAGACAGACAGCGGACUCUACACAGCAAGAAUAAGUGGAUUAAUAAACAAAGAUUUUGUUGCAUACAGAAUAUCUGUUAUAGAUGCUGUGGCGGCUCCUGCCCUGACUGUGAACUCAAACUGGUUCAGCAGUGACUCCUGUACUGUGAACUUCACAUGCAGAGCUCAUGAGCUCACGAUUUACUCUAGCUAUCAGAACAACAGCUGCUCUCCAGAGGAAGUGACAUUACAGCAAAACUACACUCUCAUCCUGUUCUGCAGUGAGGAAACCAUCAUCUGUAACCAUAGCAACCCUGUCAGCUGGAAAGAAAACAGAUCAAAUAUUACACAGCUUUGUGUUAAUAAUGAGACUGAGACUAUGAAGACUGAUUCAUUUCUCCUGUGGUCAGUAGUUGGAUCGGUGCCAGUGUGCAUUUUGAUAAUAUGUAUUAUAGUCUUUAUGAACUGCAAGUGUAAAAAAGGUGCUCAGGAGGAGGUAGUAGAAGGUAAUACAGUCUAUGCUCAUGUUGAGGCUCAGGAAAUGCAGAAAAUCAACAGUGACUGCAAUACAUACGAUAUUCCACACCGGGUUCAAGCCCAGACAGAAGAUGAAACUGGAGAUAAUCGACCCAACACAACCUACUGCACAGUAGGACAAUACCAAGAACAAAAAAUCCCCCCUGAAACAGAGAAAACUAUUUAUUCAGUGGUGAAAAAAAAAACAAACAAGAAACCACCUGCCAUUUCAUCUGAUGACACUUAAAAAAAUUGUGGCUAUAUGUCACAUGAGGAAGUUGUCACAAGGCCUGAUCUCAAAAUGGUAUACUACCCUUACUAUAUCUGCCAUAUCUUUAUAUGGUAGAAAUAAUGGUUUCUCUAGCAUUGGUUUAGCAUACUGGUUUCAAACAUCCAGAUCCAAAGUGUUUUGAGUGUGAAUUCUAUCCUUUAAUGUGAUUUUGUACACAGAAUAUAUAACUUCCAAAAAUAACCACAGUGAGCAAUAUUAACUGAAGUAAACUGUGACAAUCAACCCCGAUCUGCCCCACAUGAUAAUCAGUAGAUUAAUAUAAUAUUAACCUUACCUUCCAUGUUAUAUUUAACAAGUAUGCAUUUUAAUUUAAAAAAUAUUUAGUACGAAGCCAGGCAAACUAGUGCAGAAUGCAAAUCCAGUACAACUUUAGGUAUGUUAUUUAUACCUACAGCCAAAUACGUUUUAGUACAUUUUGAUAACCACUAGUUGGAGAUAUUGUAUCACAUUUCUGGCCAUACCUUUUCAGUUAAACUGAGUGGGAUCUUUUCUACAAUCGGAAUAACUGCUCUUAUGGGCUUAUGGUCUAAAUAAAUAAGUAUUAUUUUAUUAUGAAACUUUCGUAUUUUAUUUAAGCCUUUGACACAAUUCAAUAAACUGCAGAUUUCCCUAAAUAUAGCUUUAUUUCAAUGUUAUUUUCCCCUACAGGUAGGGCUAUGGUUCGUUUAUUUAUUUCAGAGUUUUGAAGUAUAUCGAUGCAAAGCUGUGAUCUCAUGGACCACUUGAAAUAAUUCAAUGUAGAUGUUAUGAAACGCUACAUUGAAUCUUUUUUUAACUGGUUCUUAAACAAGUUUGCAGAAGAGAG
Sinocyclocheilus anshuiensis is the source of this 1873-nucleotide messenger RNA. Its product is annotated as CD48 antigen-like. Gene Ontology annotation, cellular component: membrane. The coding region runs from base 1 to 1023 and encodes 340 amino acids. The record is from RefSeq and is a predicted model, not a curated record. The transcript is spliced from 8 exons. NCBI's taxonomy places the organism in Eukaryota, Metazoa, Chordata, Actinopteri, Cypriniformes, Cyprinidae.